Oreochromis niloticus (Nile tilapia) is the source of this 1361-nucleotide messenger RNA. Its product is annotated as microfibril-associated glycoprotein 4. Gene Ontology annotation, molecular function: extracellular matrix structural constituent; protein-macromolecule adaptor activity. Gene Ontology annotation, biological process: positive regulation of heterotypic cell-cell adhesion; fibrinolysis; platelet aggregation. The transcript has 5 exons. Gene Ontology annotation, cellular component: fibrinogen complex. The record is from RefSeq and is a predicted model, not a curated record. Bases 104 to 850 code for a protein of 248 amino acids. Lineage: Eukaryota; Metazoa; Chordata; Actinopteri; Cichliformes; Cichlidae.
UGUCACAUGACUCCACAGGCAGACCCUGCUUGGACUAUUUAAAACUGUCCCUCUGAGAUCUUUUACCAUAGACUGACCUGAACAGGAGACCCUCCUCCACAUUAUGAUGAUGCAGGAGACGUUCCUCGUAGCGCUGCUCGUUCUUGUGGCCUCAGUCCACUCCAGCUCCCAGUUUUACCUUCCCAUUGACUGUGAUGACAUAUAUCGCAAUGACAACACGAGCUCCAGUGGGGUCUACAAAAUCUACCCAGGAGGUCCCACUACUCCCCUGCAUGUCUACUGCGACAUGGACACUGAUGGAGGGAGAUGGACUGUAUUUCAGAGGAGGAUCGAUGGGACUGAAAGCUUCUUCAGGCCCUGGAAGCACUAUAAGACUGGGUUUGGGAAUGUGGCUGGAGAAUAUUGGCUGGGUCUGGAAAACAUCUUCCUGCUGACUAUGAGGAAGGAGAACGAGCUGCGGGUCGACAUGGAGGACUGGAACGGAGAACGCAGCUCCGCACAGUACUCCUCCUUCUCAAUUAAGUCUGAGUCUGUUGGGUAUCAGCUUCACCUGGGCAGCUUCACUGGCGGUGCAGCAGGGGACAGUUUAUCUGAACACAACUCCAUGAAGUUCACCACCUACGACAAAGAUCAGGAUCUGUUGGAUAAAAACUGCGCUCAGCAAUAUUUGGGUGGGUUCUGGUACAAACAGUGUCACACCACUAACCCAAACGGCAUGUAUGCGCCUAAUGGUGCCAUCGCGUACGAAAAUGUCCACGUGAUUUGGCGUACAUGGAAGGGCUGGAACUACUCCCUCAAGACCAUUGCCAUGAAAAUUCGAUUACGUCCUAAGUGUUCAUGCAGAAACUAACCUGAUUUUCUAAAGAUAAACGAGACUAUGAUAGUACCCACCCUCCAUCGCAAGAGAAGAGCUGGGAUGUGUGGGGACACCAUCUCUAACACCCGUGUUGUUCUUGCUGAAUUUAAUUUACAAGCAAUAAAGAGUUAAAACACCCAUUUAUUUUUUUAGUUUAGUGCUUUGUUUCAAAAAUACAAACUGUAAUAAUAUUUUAAGUCUGCAUACAUCUACUUUUGAAAUUUCUCAUUACAGUAUUAUGUUAUUUAAUAACAUAUCGACCCAAAUAUCAGUAGUAUUGAUACUAACGCUGGUAAUGGUAUCUGAUCGAUACUAGCGCUACAGGACUGAUACUUUCUCUCUAUCCUCUAAGACAGAGUAGACUAAGUUUAUAAGUUGCAGUUAGUAGGAGGAGGUGCCAUACAGCUCUUAUUAGAAACUGUAUGAUAUGCUAUUGGAAAAGGUGAAAGGCAUUUUCAUUGUGCUAGCUGUUUCAUAAAUAUAAUAAAUGUUUAUCUGUUCUUGA